Ailuropoda melanoleuca (giant panda) is the source of this 948-nucleotide messenger RNA. Its product is annotated as ADP-ribosylation factor-like protein 6-interacting protein 6. The record is from RefSeq and is a predicted model, not a curated record. The transcript has 3 exons. NCBI's taxonomy places the organism in Eukaryota, Metazoa, Chordata, Mammalia, Carnivora, Ursidae. The coding region runs from base 1 to 948 and encodes 315 amino acids.
AUGUCGUUCGUGGAGAGCGGGCGGCGCUCCGCUGCUGUUCGCGGUCGUUUCGACACCUCUGUCACGUUUUCCCGGCCGGCGUUUUCCGCCUUCACGCAGGGCCAUAGUUGGGGUGAGGGUGAAGUGGUUGAGGAGGACGGAUGCGACCAAGUGGCCCGUGACCUGCGGGCGGAGUUCUCGGCCGGGGCGUCGUCGGAGCCCAGAAAGGGCGCGCUACUCCCGCGGGACGGGGACGGGUCUCCAGUUCUACUCGAUAAGCGCAAUGGCAUUUUCUCUGCGGUUGCGAGCGGCCGAGCCCAGGCUCGGCGGUGGCCGGUCCAGGUCCUCUCAAUUCUUUGUUCGCUGCUGUUUGCCAUCCUCCUCGCCAUCGCCUACCUGAUCGUAAAAGGGUUACAUGCUGAGAAUUUAAAGACUGAAGAGGACAUAGACACCGGGCUACUAGGAUUCUGGACUCUACUUAUAAUAUCUCUGUCUGCUGGAUUCUCCUGCUGUAGCUUUUCUUGGACAGUGACUUAUUUUGACUCUUUUGAACCAGGAAUGUUUCCUCCUACUCCUCUUUCACCUGCCAAGUUCAAGAAACUGACUGGACAUUCUUUCCACCUGGGCUAUAGCAUGGCAAUUUUGAAUGGCACUGUUGCUGCUCUUACUGUAAACCCACAGCGAAGCGAUAUUUUUGCAAAACUUAUUCAUGAUUGUUUUACCCUGAUGGCUAGCGUUCGUCGCCGGAAACUUCCUCCUCCGUCAGGCCAGCAGAUUACAACGCAGAAUGCCAAUGUAUUGGUUUAUAAAGAUGAGAAAAUAGACAACUUUCUGGCGACCAGCAUACGUGUGCUCCGGUCCAAGAAACGUCCUGUCCCAGAAGCAGGCUUAGAAGACAGAAUUGAACGCAUUCCUCAACAAGCACCAGUGAGAGAUGAAGAUGAUGAAUACAUUGAAAUCUGCAUUUGA